GGUUUUUAGACGGACUGUGAAGUUGGACGUACCGGGGACAUAUAUGUCUAACGGGCUGUCCCGAUUCAAGCAUGAAAGCGGAUUCCGUAUCGUCUAUUCCCAUUUUAGCUGAAUAGGACGCCGUUAGGUACCAUCCUUUUUCUCUGUCAUGACCUUCAGAAUUGUCGUGUAAUAAUAAAAACGCCCGAGUAACAUACUGAAUUGGCUUCUGAUACUACGCCAGGUCAGUAAAUAACUGAACUAAUGUCAAACACAAAUAUUUUAUAUGAUAGUUGUGGUAGUUAUACAUUAGCUGCUAUGAGGUAGAAUUUCUGCCACCGUCCCCAAAACGUAUUAUUAUUUUCCUAGCAACAUUCAACAUUUUGACAGCUCAACGCUUUCCGGGUUUCUAUAACGUUACUUUGGAAUGGGCAGAUACUCUUCUCGAUGUUAAGACAUAUUUGGCUCCACAUGUCGAGUGCCUGAAUGACAUUUCCCAACCUAGCUAUCGUUAGCAGUCAUACAGUAAUCUGUUCAGUGGGAUAAACAAAACGGCAAAAUGUUAGCUAAGUCGCGCUAAAAGUAGCUAACUACAGUAUAUGGUUGCUCAGUUAGAGCUAAAUCCGACAGGUUGCUACAAAGCUUUUGCUCUUGGAGCUUGCUAACUAAGCAUGGAAUACCUCAGGGCUUUAAAACCCUUGUUUACCAUUACCGAACACUGGAUAGCCAUCAGGUAUAUCCAGCCCAGAUAUUGUUCUAAAUUAUCUACCAGUGCUACUUCAAGGGAGAGGAGGACAACUAUGGACAAGUUCAAGUGUCAGAUAUCCUCUGGUCCAAGUUUUCAGGAUUUCAUCAAAGGAGUUUCAGUUAAUAAGACUUAUGCUGCAGAUGGCGAGUACACUGCCAAACAUAGUUAUCUUUCUGAGGACUUGGAGAUGGGGAAUUCACGGAAAGUGUAUUUUGAAACCUAUGGAUGCCAAAUGAAUGUGAACGACACAGAGAUAGCCUGGUCCAUACUACAGAGGAAGGGAUAUCAACGCACGGUUGACUUAAGUGAGGCGGAUGUUGUCCUCCUGGUAACAUGCUCCAUAAGAGAAAAAGCUGAACAAACUAUUUGGAAUAGACUACAACAACUAACAGCUAUGAAGAAGAGACGAUUUAAGACCCACACACCAAUGAAAAUUGGGAUUUUAGGGUGCAUGGCAGAGAGGCUAAAGACAAAACUUUUGGAGCGGGAGAAGCUUGUAGAUGUUCUUGCUGGUCCAGACGCCUACCGGGACCUUCCCCGCCUCUUGGCUGUAGCUGACGGAGGUCAUCAGGCAAGCAAUGUGCUGCUGUCGUUAGAGGAGACCUAUGCUGACAUCAUGCCUGUCCACCAUGCUCCUCAGGGAUAUAGUGCUUUUGUGUCCAUCAUGCGAGGCUGUGACAACAUGUGUAGUUACUGCAUUGUUCCCUUCACCCGAGGGAGAGAGAGGAGUCGACCUGUCAGCUCCAUACUUGAGGAAGUUCGUAUGCUCUCUGACCAGGGCGUAAAGGAGGUGACUUUGCUGGGCCAGAAUGUGAACAGCUACAGAGACACAUCAGAAGAACAGUUCUGUGGCUCAGAUCUGACCAAGCUCAGCCGGGGGUUUAAGACCGUCUACAGAACAAAACAGGGAGGUCUGCGCUUCUCCGACCUGCUGGACCGAGUGUCGCACAUCGAUCCUGACAUGAGGAUCAGAUUCACUUCCCCUCAUCCCAAGGAUUUUCCUGAUGAGGUUUUGCAUCUGAUUGCGGAGCGAGGGAACAUUUGUCAGCAGAUCCACCUUCCAGUCCAGAGUGGGAGCAGCAAGGUCCUAAAAGCAAUGCGCCGUGGGUACACGAGAGAGGCCUACCUUGAUCUUGUGAAGAACAUCAAGAGAAUUAUCCCAGAGGUGAGUCUCAGCAGUGACUUCAUCUCAGGCUUCUGUGGUGAAACAGAGGACGACCACCAUCAGACUCUGUCUCUGAUCAGAAAGGUGGGCUACAAUGUGGGAUUCCUGUUUGCCUACAGUAUGAGAAAGGUGAGCUCUUGUGGGUUUGUAUUAAAUCCAAGCUGUUAUUUUCAAAAGUGUUCUUUUCAGUUGCCCCAUAAAUUAUCUAGUUUUUGGAACUGCCCCUGUGAUUUACGUACUCAGAAAACCCACGCCUCCCAUUGGCUACAAGAUGACGUGCCAGCAGAGGUGAAGCAGCAGAGGCUGGAGGAGUGUAUCAGUGUAUUCAGAGAGGAAGCUGCGAGGGUCAACGCUGCUCUCAUUGGCAGCACACAGCUUGUCCUGGUGGAGGGAGAAAGUAAAAGAUCUAUCAAGGACCUGUGUGGGAGAACUGAUGGCAAUAUGAAAGUGAUUUUCCCCAAAGAGGAUGUUGCUGUUCAGCCUGCAGAAUCCAACACUGCACUGGUCAAUGCUGGAGACUAUGUGCUGGUGAAGAUAUUGUCGGCCAACUCCCAGAGCCUGAGAGGCCGAGCCCUCAGUCACAGCUCCCUGAGAGGCACAGUGAAGCACUGAGACUCUGCCUAGGCACCAGCUUGAUGAACAUGUGAAUGAAACAUGCCCUUGAUUGACACUGAAACCACAGGAAACAAACUCUUAUGUUUUUGAGAUAACUAGCACACUGCCUUCUUCUCUUGAAUGACUUUGAAGACACAUGGAGGCUGUUGGGAAUGUAUGGGAAUUUUGAUCAUCUUAGUCACAUUGGACUGCUGUGAUGAGCUAUGAAAACUGCAAUGUGUUAUUUAUGUAUGUAUAUAUUGAACUGCUGAAGAUACUGAAACCUGUUCGGAUGAUGUAUAUUAUACAGUUUGUUUUAAUACAUAAUACCGUCCGUGGCUGAUUUGUUUUGUCUGAAGCAGUGGUACUUGAUUGAUGUUAUGGGAUUUUUUAUGGGACUCUACAAGCUCCAAAAAAAAAUGUCAUGCAUCAGCACAUUUGUAGAAUUGCUCUGUGAGCUACAAAGUCAGAAACUUUGAGAAAAAAUUUGCCUAAAGUCAGCAGCAGAAAGUGCUGUGAACUGCUUUGGAAGGAGCAUGUUAUUUCAAAAAGAUGAUUGUGGUGGCAAAAAGCAAACCCUGCAAACUGUCCUGUUAUGACAAGACUGCAUCAACCCUGUUGUAAAAGUUCACUGCCUCCAUCUACAUUUUGUAUGUAGAAAACCUGGUCUGAGUUCACAUUUUAAAAGAAAAAUAGUAUAAAAACAGAAAUUAUAAAAAUCUGAGGUGAUAUCCAAAUGCAAACUGGAGAUCUGCAUUUCUCAGGCUCGUAGGAAAAGUAAUACUUGUAUCAUUCAUUUUGUCAGGUAGUAAUCUGGCUGUUAUUGUGUCUUUAUGGUGGCAUGCCCCAGUGCAGAAGGGAAUCCUGGAAGUUUUCAGAAAUGCCAUUCAACCCGUGAACUGAACAUCUGUCCCAAUCAGCAUAUAGUCCUAGAGGAAAAUAAAGCACCGCAACAACAGUUAAUAACAGCUUUGAGAUUAGGAAUUCUGUUAAUCAGCUAGAUUUUUAAGAUGGUUUCUACCAAGUUCUUAGCCCUCAUUAAAAUCCCUGUCAUAUAAUAAAUGCAGCUCACUCAAAAGCAUGCAGUUUUAUAGAAAACAUCCAGUCUCUGACCUUCAGGACCUGAAGCUGAGUGUUCACAAGCUUCAUCUUUCCAAGUGUAGGAAGUGGGUAUCCCUUUGCAAGUUGAACUGUGAGGCAAAAUUCAGCAAUUUAGAUUAACUAGUCACAAAAAUCCAAUGUGACAAACAUAGUGAUAUUAUUAGCAGGUGGUUUAUUAGAAAUUUGGAUUAUAUGGCACAAUUCCUGCAUUUAAUGCUGCUUAAAGUGCUUUACAUAAAAAGAUAAACAUAUAAAAGAACUACAGCACACAAGACAAGUUUAAAAAAAAACUAAGAUAAGAAGACAAUGAGUUUAAAGCUGGUGCAAUUACAAUGAAAAUAAAAAAAUAAAAAUAGUGAUAUAAAGUGAUAUACAAAUAGACACUAGCAAUGUGCAAGGAGGUAAAAUAAAUGACAUUAAUAAAUACAAAGUUGUUUUAAAAAGAGCAA
Messenger RNA from Siniperca chuatsi (mandarin fish), 4036 nucleotides. RefSeq names its product CDK5 regulatory subunit associated protein 1 (gene cdk5rap1). The record is from RefSeq and is a predicted model, not a curated record. The transcript is spliced from 12 exons. Lineage: Eukaryota; Metazoa; Chordata; Actinopteri; Centrarchiformes; Sinipercidae. Gene Ontology annotation, biological process: negative regulation of cyclin-dependent protein serine/threonine kinase activity; tRNA modification. Gene Ontology annotation, cellular component: mitochondrion; cytosol. Bases 651 to 2504 code for a protein of 617 amino acids. Gene Ontology annotation, molecular function: tRNA-2-methylthio-N(6)-dimethylallyladenosine(37) synthase activity; 4 iron, 4 sulfur cluster binding.